CCUUUAAAACAUCUUUUCAAACCAAAAAAAUAAAAUAAAAUAAAGAACUCUAUGUAUAUAUACAUAUUAAGAGUAUAGCCGCCCGGCUAUACUCUUUAAAUAUAUUUCCGGAAAAAUAAGGAGGACCGCCUAGGCGGCCGCCUAGCGCCUACCACCUCUCAAGUCAACCAACCUCAUCUUGAUUCUUGGGAUAGAGAUAAGUAAGAAAAAAAUGGAAGACACGACAUGGGAGCAAAGGCUCCAUGCCUUAACUCAUGUCCUAAUCAACCCAACAACCACACCACCUCUUCACUCUCAGUUCUUCAUCUCCACCCAAAUCCCAUGCUACCUAAACUGGGACUACCCACCAGUCCUCUGCACCAAAUCCACCUUCCCUCCUAUCCAUCUACAAUGGGGCCUCUCUCUCUUCCUCAAAAGGGUCUCCAGAUUUGGGUUUCCUGAGACUUCUUGGAGGUCCAAAUGCCCUUAUCACCUGCCCCCGCCAUUGAUUCUUGCAAAAGGAAUAGAGGAAGCUCAGUGGGGUGAUGAGCAGAGGAGAGAGAAUUUUAGGAAGAGGAUGAGAAGAAAACGCCUUGGGGGUGAUGUUAAUCCUGUGCUUCCUAUUUUGGUUCCCAAUCUCUUGUUGCUUUCUCUUCUGUUUUGGAACCCAUUUCUUUAAAUUAAAAGUGGUUCCUGUUGUUAACAUCUUAUCUUACUCUUCUUGUAUCUGGGUCUUUGAGAAAUCUAUGUUUUAUUAUUAAUGCUUC
Prunus persica (peach) is the source of this 746-nucleotide messenger RNA. RefSeq lists its product as uncharacterized. The transcript has a single exon. Lineage: Eukaryota; Viridiplantae; Streptophyta; Magnoliopsida; Rosales; Rosaceae. The record is from RefSeq and is a predicted model, not a curated record. The coding region runs from base 212 to 658 and encodes 148 amino acids.